AUGCAAGCUAUUCCACCAAGCACGGCCUUGCUGGACGCGCUGUCGCGAUUGAAGACGCAUAGCCGGGCUAUGAAACCCCACGACCCCCAAAGCUUAAAACAAGCAUUGGCCUUCAUCGUCGAGCCACCGACGCCACUCACCGUCCUUACUGCCCUGCAAUGGCUUCGGGGAGGCCACAGGUCAGAUUUAGUAUCCUGGUUAGAGACCCUUGAUGGGUGCGCUUGGCUGGAGACCCAAGGGGGGAAAGACUGGCUACAGAAUCGGUGGAGGAAGGACUGGCUACAAACCCAGGGGAAAACCUUCUGGCCGAAAGCCCACAGCGUCCGGGACUGGCUGCUGACCCAGGGGAGGAAGGGCUCGCUGACUGAGGCCUGGCCAUCUUGGCUGGGAACACAGAGCGGGAGGGACUGGCUGCAGACCCAGCCAGGACAAGACUGGCUGCAAACCCAGUGGGGCCAAGACUGGUUGCGGACCCAGUGGGGGCAAGAUUGGUUGCAGACCCGGUGGGGGCAAGACUGGCUACAGACCCGGCGGGGGCAGGACUCGCUGCAUACCCAGGACAAGCGGGACUCGCUGCAAACCCUGAACGGAGAAGGCUGGCUGAAGACCGAGAGCGGGAGAGAGUGGUUGAGGAACGAGAGCGGGAAAGAGUGGCUGCAGACCCAGGGUGGAGAAGACUGGCUGCAGACCCGGGACGGAUCGGACUGGUUGCAGACCCAGAGCCGGCGAGACUGGCUGCCAACCCAGAGCAGGCGACAGUGGUUGCAGACCCAUGCUGGCCAAGACUGGCUAAAGAACCCGCCCGGACGAGACUGGCUGCACACCUAG
Molecule: messenger RNA, 828 nt
Organism: Suillus clintonianus
Lineage: Eukaryota; Fungi; Basidiomycota; Agaricomycetes; Boletales; Suillaceae
Exons: 1
Coding region: 1-828 (275 amino acids)
Molecular function (GO): calcium ion binding
Source: RefSeq, a predicted model, not a curated record